Chaetomium fimeti is the source of this 1312-nucleotide messenger RNA. RefSeq lists its product as uncharacterized. The transcript is spliced from 3 exons. NCBI's taxonomy places the organism in Eukaryota, Fungi, Ascomycota, Sordariomycetes, Sordariales, Chaetomiaceae. The record is from RefSeq and is a predicted model, not a curated record. The coding region runs from base 1 to 1212 and encodes 403 amino acids.
AUGGCCCCUGCGCAAUCCUCGCAAGACAUGGUAUAUGGCUGGGUCUCUUCACCGAAUGUCCGCGGGACACGCGACAUUCUCAUCAGCAGCCUAAAACAUAUCCGAUUUCGACGGCACCGGUGGCUUCUCAACAAGUUUCGGUGGCAACUCUUUGCCAUCUUCUUCCCCGAGGUCCUCGUGGCCACCGCCGCCGAACAGUGGCUAUCCGCUCGGCAGUCCACUCGUACCUUCGCUCGACUCGGAUAUCCGCAGUGGACCAUUCGGCAUGCCUUCUUCGCCGACAUGGGAGGCAUCGUGGUCGCCCCACCCGACGCGGCCCCCUUUCCCGUCGAUAGCCAACAAAUCGCUUAUUUGGUCGAACGCAAGUACCUCGAGCUUCCCGACCUCUCGACCGAGGACAUCCGAUCGAUGAACAAGGCAGACGGCUUAGCUAGGCUGGUCACAAUGGCACAAAUGGCAUGGUACUGCUUGUCCUGCACGGCAAGGGGGGCGUCGGGUCUCGGGUUUUGCACCCUCGAGGCCACAACACUCGCCUACAUUCUCUGCACCACCCAUACCUUCUUUUUUUGGUACUACAAACCGCUCGAUCCGGAAGCUCAGCGGGUCUUCACAAUGCGCACCAGCAUUUUCGAUAUCUGUGGGGGUUCUGCUAAGGCCGUGCCGGAUCUCAUGCCGACGUACACGCACACGCCACUAGACUUCAUCAAGCCCCCGCCAGACCCCAAGAGCCUAAUCGCCCCUUUCUGGUUCGGCCUCUCCGCUGUUCUCCGGCCCUCGGGGGGGCGAGAAAUGAAGAAGGCCAAGACAGAACCUAGAGUGCAGACGCUUGCAAACAGCAGGCUCCUCUUCUUUGGCCUCCACAUUGGCUUCGCGUGGGUUUCCUCUUUCCCCUCCGACACGGAGUGGUUUCUUUGGAUGGGAUCCACGGCCGUUGACUUCGGCCUCAUCGCCAUUUACCUCCUCGCCAUCCCUGUAGGGACAUAUUUGACACCUUGGCUUGGGCGAGUCCUAUUCGGAGUCGAAGCGACGCAUUUCCUAGAGGUGGCCUCCGCGCUCCCCCCAUGGGCCAAGCCUUUGGUCCAUGCGCCGUUUGUUUUGGGAUAUAUUGUCGCGAGAGUAGCUGUGCUGGUCGAGUCGGUCCUCAGCCUACGGGCACUCCCAGAGUCUGUUUACCAAGAUGUCAACUGGACAAGUUUCUUGCCUCACGUUUGAUCGCAUCAUAACUCGCGUGGGACGAACAGCGUUAUAUUGGGCAUUGUUUAUCCACGCAUGGAUGAAUCAUUCAGCGCGGCAAAUUGCUGGACAUGGUUGC